This is a messenger RNA of Oncorhynchus keta (chum salmon), 803 nucleotides long. RefSeq names its product FH1/FH2 domain-containing protein 1-like. Gene Ontology annotation, molecular function: actin filament binding. The record is from RefSeq and is a predicted model, not a curated record. Bases 10 to 582 code for a protein of 190 amino acids. Gene Ontology annotation, cellular component: cytoplasm; cytoskeleton. The transcript has 3 exons. Lineage: Eukaryota; Metazoa; Chordata; Actinopteri; Salmoniformes; Salmonidae. Gene Ontology annotation, biological process: cortical actin cytoskeleton organization; actin filament network formation.
AUCCUGACGAUGACUCCUUCGGAGGAGGAGAAGCAGAAGAUCCAGGAGGCUCAGCUGGCCAACCCGGACGUCCCCCUGGGCUCAGCAGAACAGUUCCUCCUCACCCUGUCCUCCAUCAGCGGCCUCAGCGCUCGACUACAGCUCUGGGCCUUCAAACUCAACUAUGAAACCCUGGAGAAGGAGAUAGCGGAGCCUCUCUUCGACCUGAAACUAGGCAUGGAGCAGCUCGCCAAAAACAAAACCUUUAAGCGCAUCCUAGCAACGCUUUUGGCCAUUGGAAACUUCCUCAACAGUACCAGUGCUAAAGGUUUUGAGCUGAACUACCUGGAGAAGGUAACUGAGGUGAAGGAUACGGUCCACAGACAGUCUCUGCUUCACCACACCUGUACCUUCCUGGUGGACAACUACACCGACACCUCAGACGUGUACUCUGAGAUCCCCUCCAUCACACGCUCUGCUAGAGUAAGUCUCCCUACAGAUGGGGGUGGGGGCCUGAGUAGUGUAAGUGCUCUAGAAAAAUCAAUGAGACUGCUGCGUCUCCCCCAACACAGAUUCAUGGGAUUUAAAUAUAGUUUGAUCUAGUUUAAUUAGAACAGGCUUCUUUGGGUAUUAGGUUCUAUGAACAGGUGUAUUAGACCUUACAGUGAAAUGCUGAAUACAACAGGUGUAGUAGACCUCACAGUGAAAUGCUGAAUACAACAGGUGUAGUAGACCUCACAGUGAAAUGCUGAAUACAACAGGUGUAGUAGACCUCACAGUGAAAUGCUGAAUACAACAGGUGUAGUAGACCUCACAGUGAAAUG